Messenger RNA from Coccinella septempunctata (seven-spotted ladybird), 1087 nucleotides. RefSeq names its product YEATS domain-containing protein 4 (gene Gas41). Bases 111 to 791 code for a protein of 226 amino acids. Lineage: Eukaryota; Metazoa; Arthropoda; Insecta; Coleoptera; Coccinellidae. Gene Ontology annotation, biological process: regulation of DNA-templated transcription. The transcript is spliced from 4 exons. The record is from RefSeq and is a predicted model, not a curated record.
UUAUCUUUGUAGUAGAUUCUUUGCCGCAGUCUUCUUGGUUAUGUUUGGCUACAAAUUAAAUAUUUUUGUUUUGAUUUUUUAUUGAAUAAGGAGAGAUUUUGAUUAGAGAUAUGAGUUUACCUACUGACUUUGGACCGGAUUCUGGGGGUAGGAUAAAGGGAGUAUGCAUUGUAAAGCCAAUAGUGUAUGGUAAUGUAGCUAGAUAUUUUGGCAAAAAACGAGAGGAAGAUGGUCAUACCCAUCAAUGGACUGUUUAUGUGAAACCCUACAACAAUGAAGAUAUGUCAACUUAUAUAAAAAAAGUUCACUUCAAACUUCAUGAAAGUUAUGUAAAUCCCAACCGUAUAGUUGUAAAACCUCCUUAUGAAAUAAGUGAGACUGGUUGGGGAGAGUUUGAAAUAGUUAUCAAAAUUCAUUUUCACGAUCCUAAUGAAAGACCGGUAACUAUGUAUCACAUCCUUAAGUUGUUCCAUUCAGGAGGUACUAGUGACCUAGGAAUGGAGUUAGGUAAAGGUUUGGUGUCUGAAAGUUAUGAUGAAAUAGUAUUUCAAGAUCCUACUCAGCUGAUGCAUCAUUUACUUAUAAACACAAAACAGCUUACACUUGGACGAUGGGAACAUAAUACAAAUUUUGAAGAUAAAAAGGAAAAAACGCUGAAAACUAUUUUAGAUGCAAAACAAAAAGUGAGAAUGGAAAUAGCUACUUAUAAAAACAGGUUGAAACUUGCUAGAGAAAUAAUAUCUCAAUUUAAAGAUGAAAUAGCAAAGGUACAAGAUCAACAGUUUGCGUAAAAUUAAUUAUAUGUUUUUGAUCAUUUCAUUGAAUCUGUGAUUUGAGAAAUGUUUUAGAACUUCAUUAUAUUAAAAUCUAACUGCUUCUCUUAUUGGAGGCAUAAUGCUCUAUUGGUUGAACUCAUUGUUGAAGAACAGAAAAAGUUCUGAUGCUGUCAUCAAAUCAUUUGACAAAAAGUUGAAUCACUGAUGUUUAAUUUUUUUCAUUUAUCAUCAUGUGAUACUUCUAUUGUCUUUUCAUUAGAUUGAAGAAACAAAGAUCUCAAUUUCUUCAUUAGAAAUAAACAUUUCCAUGC